AUGCUUUUUGAUUUUUGUAUAGCUCAUAAAUUUUAUCUACUAACGAUUGGUGCCGCCGGUUUGUACUUCAUUAUCAAAUAUUACAGAAGAAAGCGAUUGGAACGUAAUGAAAGAAUAAAUGGUUAUUUGGAAUGCCGUUCUCUUGAUGAUUUUGAACAUUUAGCUAAAAAAAUACUAUUGCCCCACCGUUUCAAUUAUUUUAGUUAUCAAGUUGGCUAUGGUUGCACAUAUCAGGCUUCUCGAGAAUAUUUUAAUCGACGUUUGAGAAUUGUACCAAGAGCGUUAACUGAUGUGAGCGAAAUAUCAUUACAAACAACAAUAUUCGAUCAUACAUAUAAUAAUCCAAUAAUUAUAGCACCAACAGCAUUUCAUCGUCUAGCACAUAAUGAUGGUGAAUGGGCUACGGCACAAGGUGCAACAAUUGCGGAAUCAAUUUAUAUAUAUAAUUGGACUUUAUCGACUGUUUCAGUAGAUGAUGUGCUAAAAACAAAAGGUCCAAAAUGGCUACAUGUUUAUUUAUCAUCUCCAAAAACAUUAUUGGAACAAUCAAUAUUAUUGGCUGAACAACAGUCAUUCAAAGCUAUUGUUGUUACAUGUGAUCAUCCACACGAUCGAAUUAGAUCAAUUCAUAAAGCAGCGUUUAUUCAAGCGACUGAUCGUGAACAAGAUAAGGAAUUGACAAAACUAAUGUACUUGCCUAAUACUAGACAGGAGAGUAUACGGACUCAACAGAGAUUAGAUGAGCAUACACCAAACGAAAAAUUAACGUGGAAGGAAUUCCAGUGGUUAAGAACAUUAACAAAAUUACCUAUAGUUUGUAAAGGAAUUUUAUCUGUAGACGAUGCAAAAUUAGCUUUAGAAUAUGGUGCUGAUGGAAUUGUGGUCAGUAAUCAUGGUGGUCGCCAGGUAGAUAGUGGACUAUCAGCUAUUGAAUGUUUAAAAGAAAUCGUAGAAUUCGUUAAUGGUCGUUGUGAAGUGUUUAUUGAUAGUGGCAUACGAACGGGAACAGAUGUGUUGAAAUGUUUAGCUUUGGGUGCUAGAGGUGUUCUUAUUGGUCGUCCUAUUUUGUAUGGUUUGGCAUGUGGAGGGCAUAAUGGGGUGGAAGCGGUACUUAAUUUAUUAAAGCGAGAAUUGAUGUACGAUAUGGCUAGUUGUGGUCUAACAAGAAUUGAGCAAAUCAAUGAACGAAUACUGUAUAAACAUCGUCAAUGA
Molecule: messenger RNA, 1212 nt
Organism: Rotaria sp. Silwood2
Lineage: Eukaryota; Metazoa; Rotifera; Eurotatoria; Philodinida; Philodinidae
Source: the annotation of a GenBank genome assembly